Molecule: messenger RNA, 2805 nt
Organism: Amoebophrya sp. A25
Lineage: Eukaryota; Dinophyceae; Syndiniales; Amoebophryaceae
Source: the annotation of a GenBank genome assembly
AGCUCUGUAAAGAGUCCCCAAUCCCGCCUGUGAUAUUCCUUGUUCCUUUUUAUUUGCGAUUCAGCCCCCCGCAUUCAAAUUUGUAUUUUUGUUUCAUUGUGCAGCUCCCUCAUGGCUUUCAUUGCUAUUUUAAUCGAAUUCACUUGCUUAGCAGCAUUAUUGAUUAAAUAUAGACAUGGUUACUCUCAAUCUAUCUGUCUUUUUGGUUCAUCCUCAACACCCAGGCAGUUGAGUGAAGAGGAAACUCCGACCACUUGAUGAAGAUUACUUCACCAUUCGUAAGUAAUUAGUUAUACUCUUUCUCCUUGUCCUAAUAUUCCUUGGCCUUGUAAGAACUUUAUAGGGAAGUAGAAAAAAUAACAUGUCGUUUUUCAGCAGAUCCCGUUCUCCUGUUCCACUGCUCUCUUCUUCGUCUCACGAAGAACUAGUGCAUGAUGAAAACGUUUUCGUUGGUGUAUCUACAGGACUGCAAACCGAAGACGACGACCUCCUGUCGCAUCUUCCGAGCGGCUAUUUUAGUACAAGAACAGGAGUUCCACGUGGUGGAGAAGUUCAGCCCCUACGGUACCCCGGAGGUGGUCCGCCUACAAGCGGACUAGAGGAAGCCUUGCAGACGGGACAGUUGCUCUUGAAUCUGACUCUCCUGCGUCCGGUGUUGAUGGCUGCGGAAUGCACUAAACUAGCUGCCCAGGUGCGACAGGAAGUGGAAUACAUCAGACGAGAGAUGAAUCAGAAUCAAGGUCGACCUUUUGUUAUGGAAUCAGUUGGCUUGUGAUUUUCAAUCAGACAUCUCUAAAUUUGAUGAAUCAUCGUGAACGUAAGUAGCUGUAGAGCGAUAGUUUUAGAAGUUCUGCUUCUUCACAUAAUAAUAACAAAAACAAGUACGUGGCAGUAAAACCGUCGAUGUUGUAAGUCAAUGCAAGCGCCCUUGCUGUUUUUAGAUCUCCUAUCUCCGAAUCCACCUCUAGCUCUACUUGCACCUUUCAUACAACUCAUGGUCGCGACGUAUUCGUCGCCCCCAGCCUCCACGUCACAAGCAGGAUUUGCUUCCACGUUUGGUGACAUGUUAACCGCAGUGCGAGAAGAAGUGGGUCUGGUACGAGAAGCCGAGAGCGAUCGGGAGUUCGUUGAGCGUCGCGCACACGAACUACGCCAAAAACUCGAUAUGCAUGCGACAGACCUUCGGGAACGCGCGCAAGAUGCUUUUCGACAAGUGCAAGAGACUAUUUCAUCCAAACGAGGAGCUAAUAGACUGCUCUUCUCGUCGGAGGACGAGGUGUCACGUAAUCAGGGAAACGAGCCUGAAGAACCAUUUCUCGGAGGAUCGCUUUUUCCCGGAGGAAUGUCAGGCGGAGGCGGCUCUUCUUCUUCCUCAAGCAGUAAUUUCACUCCGACCACCGAAGAAGCUCUCCAAAAUGCCAUUUACUCUGUCGUCGGCGCAAAUGCCUUGUUCUUUGCCUGUUGGCGAGGCGCUUCUUCAAGGCUCCUUGGGCCUCAUGUUCGAAUGCGAAUGGAGGAUUUCUGCUCUCGGCAUUUUCUCUGUAGUAACCGUCACCUCAGCACACUCCCGCAAGCCUUGUACACGCCACUGACGGCGUCGUUGUCGCAUCAAAGGGGCAUGCACUUUCUCUUCAACGUUGGAGCACUGUGGAUGCUGAGCAACCUCCUCUGUUCCGACUUGAGGGUGUUUGACAGCGUCGCGAGGGGCGUUAAUCAAGGAGAAUUCGAUAGAAGGCGACGACGACGAACAAAAGAAGAUGUUAGUGCCGGAGACAAUCUUUUUGAUGCCUUUCCUUCUCCUCUCGCCUUCCCGAACUAUCCAACGACAGCCGCCAGCGAGUACCUGAAGUUCACCCUUGCAACCGGGGCUCUGAGUAUAGUAGCGCAUUGCGCCUCAGGGGCAAAACGUGCGGUGAUGGGCGCGAGUGGGACCUUGAUGAGCAUGAUGACGCUUGCUGCCCUAGUGGAUCCGACGCGACAAAUGAUCAUGUUUUUUCCGAUUCCAGGAUUGCAGUUAUCCAUGUCCCAGAUAUCCGAUGUGAAUAUCUUAGUCAACAGCGUCAUGGCCCUAGCUGGGUUUGUGGCGAUGCGGGGGAGAAGACCUGGAGGCGGGCUCUUGAGCAGCUUUAGUAGAGCAGGUAACUUUAACUCAUGGAACUACAGGACAUCCCAACGACAAGGACUAGGACAGCAAGGGGGACUAUCCUCGUCAACUCCAUCCUCUCCCUCUAGCGAGUCCAGCGUAGCUUGGACGUCCCAUAUGGCAGGAAUAGCUCUAGGAUUUGCCUAUUACUGGUACGGAAAGAAUCGACUUGGUCUAUGGAAGCAUUCGCCGGACGUCAGUCAUACGCAUUCUUGGCCCUACACCAGCCGAGAGUGGAAUCGAACGUAUGCGCAGAUUGAGGUUACGGCAUAUUUUUAGGUUAUACUCAGUCACUCGAUAAGGAGCAUGGAGAUGGACAACCAGGAGGUAACAUUUUUCCUAUAAACCAUCAUAUUAUUUCCAUAAACCGGAUUUAAACUACAAAGCAUAAACAAAAAACGUCUACUCCAUCCUUGUCGUGAUUCUUCUACUAUGUCUAAUCGCAACUUUAGGGAUGGCAUUGCUGGCCGUCGCGAUCCAUUGCCAUUCUACAAUAGCAGAACAACUACUUCGGAAUCCUUUUACUAUUCCGCCGGUGCAGGGGCUCCCUAUGUUGUGGAACGAAGGACAAGCUUUUUUUCUUUCUGAUGCAAGGCUUUUAGUCUUGUCAAACAAAAGAUAUCCAUAUCAAUGAUAUCAUGAAAAAAUUACCUGUCCUCCAG